GCUACGUGCCUGUGGUGCGGGCUAGCGCGGUCACGGUGGAGUUCAGUCAGUUGGUUGAGCCUUCAACAUGGCUUCUGGCAACGACAGGGGAGCGUGGCUGCAGUGACGAUGAAUUGGACUCAUUGAUCACAGGAAUUAAGAGCACAAUGCCAGAUGCUGGGUGCAGAGUAGUCAAAGGUGCUCUACUUGCACAGGGACACAGAGUGCAAUGGGACAGAGUGUAUGCAUCCAUGCAUCGCGUGGACAGUGUAGGUGUGCUUUCCAGGAUGACUCGUCUGAGAUGUGUGGUGAGGAGGACGUACACGGUUCCUUACCCAAAGUACAUGGUGCACAUUGACACCAAUCACAAGCUCAUCAGGUACAACUUUGUUAUCUUUGGGGGAAUAGAUGGCUAUUCAAGAAAGAUGAUGUACCUCAAGGUAGCAGACAACAACCGAUCUGAUACACACCUGGCAUUCUUCAAUGAAGCUGUGAAUGAGCAUGGGUUUCCUCUGAGAGUGAGAGGAGAUCACGGAGGAGAAAAUGUGGGGAUAGCGGAAUUAAUGUUCACAGUUCGUGGAACUGACAUUAACAGCAUCAUUGCGGGGAAAAGCGUACACAAUCAGCGGAUUGAGCGCCUCUGGCGUGAUUUGUUCAUGAGUGUUACAGGAGUGUAUUACAAUAUCCUGCACUCUCUUGAGGACGAACACCUACUUGACAUCAGCAACGUCCUACACAUAUUCUGCUGCCACUAUGUUUUCCUACCGCGCAUUCAGGCAAGCCUAGAUGUCUUCAGUGAUGCGUGGGACAACCAUCCCAUCAGGACUGAGCAGAACUUGACACCAAAUCAGUUGUGGCAGUUGGGCCAGGCCCUUAACCCCGUUGCAGAUCCUGAUUCUGAGGGAAUACCCAUCCCAGAGAUUCAAUGGGAGGAGAGUGGCUACACAAAUGAGCCUCAUUCCGGGGUCAAUAUCCCUGAACUGGACAGUCCUCUUUUGGAUCUGGAAAUGAUAGCACUGCGAGACAACAUGGAUCCAUUGCAGCAAUCUGACUGUUUUGGGGCGGAUAUAUACCUCAACACUGUCCAAUACGUUGAGAACUUAAUUGAGGCAAGAUAAGAGCAUGUGGCAUCCUUGGCACUUUCCAGUGGCUUCCUGUGACUUGGACCAAAAAUUUAACAAACUACUUUGGAACAUUUCAAAUAUUUUGAUUGUGCCUUAUGCUAGGAGCCUCCAUACUAAUUGACACUACAAAUGAAUACAGUAAAUUAGUAAGCUGAGUCACAUUUGGUGCUGCAUCCUGGGAAAGAACGUGGUACAAAGACUUUGUCCUCCAUAGACUGUGUGGACCAUCGCAGAGGAUUUCCAGGACCUAACAGCUGCAGCUCAGUCAGCAGAAAAUUCCAUAGGAAAAGCCUUUUCAGACAAAUGAUUGAGUUAGUAGAUACCUUUCAGCAAAAACAUUAAAACCAACCUGCCAUAUUAUUUUGGUCCCCCUUGUGCUGCCAAAACAGCCCAGACACAAUUGGGGCAUGGAUUCAGGACUGUUGAGGUGGUACUGGAAUGUUGGCACCAGGUCCUUUUAGGUGUUGUUGCUGGGUUUUUUUCAACAUUCAUGGAGCGUUGACUUAAUAGUAUGAAAUGUACUUUUUUUUUACUUGCGCUUUGCAUGCUAUGUAGAUAAGACAUGUUA
Perca fluviatilis (European perch) is the source of this 1671-nucleotide messenger RNA. RefSeq lists its product as uncharacterized. The transcript has 7 exons. Gene Ontology annotation, molecular function: nucleic acid binding. The record is from RefSeq and is a predicted model, not a curated record. The coding region runs from base 147 to 1097 and encodes 316 amino acids. NCBI's taxonomy places the organism in Eukaryota, Metazoa, Chordata, Actinopteri, Perciformes, Percidae.